AUGGCGAUACCAGAGAAACUGCAGGAAAAUAACCCCUUUUCGUCGUCACCAGCGUUCGGCACACCUUUACAUCCUAUACGAGACCCAGCACAACGACCUCCUCCGCCGCCCGCAUUCAAGCCGCAGAUAGCGACCAUCUUACCAAUCAUCCUCCCACCCCCGACACUACGACCGCUGGCAUUCCGCAUAUUUACGAAAAAGCACAACUAUACCCUGACCUCUUCAGCACUGCAAGCGUUGGCAUCUUUCGUUGGACGACAUUGUGGCUCGGGAUGGCGAGAAGAGGGAACCGGCGAGAAGGUCUUGGAGGAGGUGGCCAAGAUAUGGAAGGCUGAGAACGGCCCUGUCAUUGUAGAAGACGGUGAUAGGCUGAAAACAAUCCUCAACACGCUUCAGGGGUGUAUGAGUGGAGGGAAAAUCACCAAUGUAAAGUCUGGCGCAAACCUCAGCCGCCACAGCAGCUUCGCCUUUGGAAAUGAUAGUGCAGUAGACUUGUCAGACGUCAACAGGCGACCGGAACUGGAUCGAAGCGGCAGCAGCUUUGGCAUGAGUGGGUUGAAUGUUGACUCGCCAGCACCAGAAGAACACGAAGAACUCGGCAAAGAUCCUCGAAGUUGGCUCAAAGUCGUCUCGGCUUUUGAACAGCCCCGAUUUACGUAUGAUGUCGACAAGAAACACUUCUUGGCGCUAUCAUCGAAACCGUCAAUGUUUCCCGCGCCUACACACAAGACUGCGAUUUUCAAAGAGAGGUACAACAUCAUCCACCAGCGGUUGCUUCGAAAUCCCGCCUUUCAAGCGCCAUCCCUUUCAGCCGCUCAACCUGUACUCUCCAAACGAAAAAAGAACUCAGCUGUCGAACGGCAGUUUUACAAGAUCACACCUAUCGCCAAUCUGCUUGGCCGUGGUGGCACUUCACAUUUGAUCCUGGGAAUGCUUGUCAUCGCGCCAACUGGUACCCUGGCCGUGACUGAUCUCAGUGGAAGCAUCACCUUGGAUCUUCAGCAUGCUCUGUCCAUGCAGGACGGCGAGCCUUACUUCUGCCCAGGCAUGAUUGUGCUCGUAGACGGUGUGUACGAAGAAGAUUGGGCUGGUGCUGGGUCUGGCGGGCUGGGGAAUACUGGAGGUGUAGGAGGUACGAUUGGAGGCCGAUUUGUUGGAUUCGAAAUUGGAGGCCCACCAGUCGAGAAGCGAGAUCUCGCACUUGGCAUCAAUCUAAAAGCUGAGGAUCUUGGUGGUGGCUUCGGAUGGACAGACUUCCUUGGGCAAGGCUCAGAGCGAGCUGUUGGAAGCAGGAUGAAGCGACUGGAAGAGAGAAUGAUUGGACCAGAUUCAGAGACCAUCGAAGAGUCGAGAAGGAAGAUGGUCGUUAUUUCGGAUGUCAAUCUCGACCAGCCGACUACCUUGAGCGCUCUUCGCAAAGUGCUCGAAGAGUAUUCUGCGCUCGACCAGCCUCCAAUGACGUUCGUGCUCAUGGGUGACUUCUCAAGCAAAGCGGCAAUGGCAGGUGCGGGUGUGGGCUCGAUCGAAUACAAGGAGAUGUUCAAUGAGCUGGCCGCUGUUCUGGCAGACUUUCCCGCCCUUCUUCGGAAGAGCACCUGGAUUUUUGUCCCCGGUGACAACGACCCCUGGGCGUCCUCGUUCAGCGCUGGUGCGAGCACGUUACUACCGAGAGAGGCGGUGCCCGAUAUCUUCACCAGUCGAAUAAAACGUGCUUUUGCGAACGCGAAAUCUGAGGGUGGGCCACUGAAGAAAGACGAAGUCGACGGAGAGGCUAUCUGGACCAGUAAUCCGACAAGGUUGAGCUUGUUUGGCCCAGCACACGAAAUGAUUCUCUGCAGAGACGACAUUUCGGGCCGCUUCCGAAGAAACGCAGUGAUAAUCGGCCAAGCUGCGCGUCAGGCAGAGGAGCAGGAGCAGAUCCCAACAGCAUCGGUUGCUGGGGAAGAUAUUGUCAUGUCUGGGGCACUGCCCUCUACCGAGAGUGUCUUGCCUGAAGACAGUCAAAUGACCGAGCUUCCCGACUCCCCAAUGCACGACGCCGUACCGCCAGAACCCUUCAGCGUCACAGAAGCCAAACGCCUGAUUCUUUCGCUUUUGCCACAAUCGACACUAUCGCCAUUCCCUCUCACCGUACGACCAACACAUUGGGAUUUCACGACUUCUGCGCUAUCACUCUACCCACUACCCCACGCACUAGUCCUGGCAGAUUCCGAAGCGCCUCCCUUCACGUUGACAUUCGAAGGCUGUCAUGUCAUGAACCCAGGUCGGCUUGUCGAAGGUGGAGGCCGAAGAAAGAAAGUGCAGUGGAUUGAAUACGAUGCUUGGAUCAAACGUGGAAUUGUGAAAGAAACAUAUAUGGGCUAA
Zasmidium cellare ATCC 36951 is the source of this 2364-nucleotide messenger RNA. RefSeq lists its product as uncharacterized. Gene Ontology annotation, biological process: error-prone translesion synthesis; DNA-templated DNA replication. Gene Ontology annotation, cellular component: epsilon DNA polymerase complex. Bases 1 to 2364 code for a protein of 787 amino acids. The transcript has a single exon. Gene Ontology annotation, molecular function: DNA binding. Lineage: Eukaryota; Fungi; Ascomycota; Dothideomycetes; Mycosphaerellales; Mycosphaerellaceae. The record is from RefSeq and is a predicted model, not a curated record.